GGGGCACAUCAGUGUGGUUCCUCGCACAGAUGCACAUUUAAUCGCCCCGACAGGGACCAGAGGAAAGACGAUCUCGAUUAUGAGGAGCGGUAUGAACAAACGUCAGUGGUUCACUUAUAAAUCAACCUGGGAGCUGAACACAAGCCAGGCCACUAGUGAAUGCAGCCUUUGUUACAGCAGCUUGUCUUCAUGGCACCCAGGUAAUCAGCACUCAGCCCUGUUUCCAGAAAUAACCGCUGGUAUCUGGGCAUUAGGUUCACAUGCUGCACUGCGAGCUGAAGGAGGCGGCCUUCUGCAAGCUUUAAAGGGACACUUUGCUGACUUUAAAAGCACGUCUGGUAAAUCAAAUCAAGCUUAUUGGGCAGAAAACGAAAUAAAUAUAGUCUAAAUAUAGUGAAAUGCAUCCUUAUUUUGGAUGCUAUCCAUUCGUUUAAAUGUGGAAAUAGAUUUAAGAUAUGAAAAGCCUUUCAAGUACUCUGGUCAUUUUAUGACUCUGAUCAUGUGAUUUGCACAGAAAGGUAAAUCUGUAUUCCAGUGAAGCGCGAAAGGCUUAUGGGCUGUUCUCACAUCAUGCUAAAGAACGGCCAUCAGGUUUAAUUUAGCUCACAUUUGUUAUGCUGAUAAUGUAAUUUAUUAAGAAAAAGCUGCAUUAAAUUCCAAAAGAAUGCAAAGAACAUUUUUUCAUUAAUGAGCUUAGAUCUGAUUACAAGGAAUUUAUUUCCAUACAGUGUCCAUUAUAAUUGGAUUUCAAUAAGAUGUAUGUAUAGUAUGUAUAAUCUGCUGUGCCAGUCUUGGAUUCUUACGUUAAAGCUGUGGGUGCAGCAUCAUGCAAAAUCAGUAGUGUUUUAGUUACCAGUGCCAUUGCGUAAGCUUUUUUAACAGUCAAAUAUGAUUUGUUUAUAGUGAAAGUUUCCAGUAUUAAAGGGGUUAAUUGAGAUUAAAAGUUUUUUAGGCUGCUGAUAUGACUGAUCUCAUGUAAAUAAUAUAUUUUAGCACAAUUCAUGUUAUUAAACGUUUUUAGUGAGAAGAAAUAUUCAUAUUAUUACUUUGAGUAAUAACGUUACAUUUAUUAAUAUUAGUGUGCUUAGAAUAUUCUAGAAAACAGAAGAAGCGUUCACACAUGGAAAAAAAAAAACAUUCACAUGAUUUAUGCAUAGUAUUUAUUUGCAGUCUUCACCCUGAAUAAAGACAUACCCAGUUUGGGCCAUGAAAUAUAAUAACCCAUGCAGAUGGAAUGUGAAGCAGCGCCUCCCUGUCCGUUUUCUCUCGUUCCCUCCCACCCGUCUCCUCCCUCUCUCGUGCUCUCUGCAGAACAGCCGCAUCCCUUUGCAUCAAUCAGCAGCCAUGUUGAAGGUGAACCUACUGUCCUCCACCGCCUUUCCACUUCCUCCCGAUCUUUCGUUCUCUCUUCAUUGGUGUUGCGCGCUCACUCUGAGUCAGCGCCCGUAUCUCGGUUUUCCUCGUAACCUUUCGCUGAAACCUCUUUCUAGCUGUCGGCCAUGUUGUCUUCCGCCCAUCUUUCUGUCCUUGUCCCUAAUCAACCAUUUAUGCUUGCUCAUGCACUCUCUCAUCCUCUCUUUCUCCUCGCCCCGCUUCUGUUUGAUAUAAGAAAUGUGCAAUGGAGAAGCAGACCGUGCAGUCUCUCGCGCUCUCUCUCUCUCUCUUUCUCUCUCUCUCUCUCUCUCUCGUUUUUUUCUCUCACAACCACCCGCCCGCCCGCCACUACAAAGAUGCAUGCAUAAAGAUGUCGCUGCAGCCGUAACGGUGCAGUUUAGCCAUACCAGUAACUGUGCAUAAACACAUACUGGACCAGAGUUUCAUUAGGUGGGCAGACGGAGAACACGAGCAUGUGUGCGCCUGUGCAUUUAAAUUGAUAAGCUUUUUUUGGAGGAGCGAGGGGGGCUCUUCCGAAAUAGCAUCACCCGGACCGCCAUUAUUUAUUCUACGUGAUGGAAAAUGUCAAAAGCUGCCUCGCGCCAGGUGCCGUUUUUGUUUUGACACCAGUGGUUGCUGUGCUGCAUCCACCUCGCACGGCAUGCAAGCGCUUCUCACAUGUUAGCGCGCUGAUCUGUUUUCCCCACGCACUCUCGUUCCGGCUACCCUUUUGCAGUGGUUAAUGAAGUUGCAGUGCUUGCUAGCACACCGCAUCUCUUUCCCGCUGCUAAUAAUGCACAGACAGCAGCAGAGCUGCCCUGCCCGACUAUUUAUAAACUCCACAGUGGGCGAAAAGACCCUGGUGGCCAGCUAGCGAGCAUACGGACGGAGCGAUACCUAUAGCGGGGUGCAGUGGAGUGGACUGAUGCCCCCUGCCACCUCUGGACUGGGCGUCUCAUGCAGAGAGGGCACUGGGACUAGGGUAAACGAAAAAGAGAGAGAGUGAGUGUGAGAGAGACAGAGCAAGCCGGAUAGACUUAUAGGAGAGACUGCGAUCGCAGCAGAGAGCAGCAAGUGACGAGUCGAAUCUACAAAAAAAGAAAAAAAAAACCUGUAACACUUUCGCCUACAAACGAAACAUCUUUUUCCAGCCAUCAGUGGAUCGCAGGAACAAGGAAGGCGUGAGCGAUGAUUUCCGCUCUCCGUUCACUGAAGCGAUUUCUCUGAUUAACUGUAAUAAAGAUGACUGUGGUCAACCCCAGCACUCUUGGUCUGGUGGACAGUUCCCACCCCCAAGCUGUCCUCAGUCAUCUUAGUGAACAACGUUCACAAGGCCUAUUCUGUGAUGUAAUAAUCGUCGUAGAGGAUGUCAAAUUCCGGGCUCACCGUAACAUACUGGCUGCCACAAGUGGAUAUUUUCGUAAUGCAUUUGAAAGGCCUGAGGUCUAUACAUCCAGCCAGGUGCUGGAGCUAACAGACCUGAAAUCUGAGGUCUUUGCUAGCAUACUGAACUUCAUUUACAAUGCCAGAGUGGAGUCAAGUAGUACGGAGGACAGCAGGUCUUUGGUAGCAGCUGGAAAGCGUUUAGGAAUUCCCUUUCUGGAGAAAUUGCUAGACUCUGAAAGGCAGAGCUCUGGUCUCUUGCAAGGCCAAGCCUCUGCAGGCUGCGGAAGAUCAAACAGUCAGUCAAAACUGGCAGACACAUGCACGCUGAAAAGAGAAACCCUCAAGCCUGAGGAGUUAGACUGCUCCAAAGGCCCUAGGAUCACCAAUGCUUUCUCCAUUACUGAGGUAGAGGCAGUAAACAACCCAUUUACUACACUUGAUCACCGUAACAAAGUUACUGAGAGACUUAAGGAAGGGCAUCUUCCUUCUAGCUCCCAAGAUACAAGCAUAUCUCCCACAGAGAUUGAGCCUACCAGUGCCCUAACUGAGCACUCAUAUGCAGUGAGCCAGGGCCAAGAAUCUAAAGAGGUUAACCAGGAGACUGAUAACAGAACAACCAUGCCUGUCGUGCCUCCAGCUAAGACUUUGGUUACCCAUAGACUCGGGCCUAUAAAGAAACGUCGUAUACAUGGUAAUGGUAUUCCACCUUUCUCAAGUGAGCCAGUUGCAACCGUGCCCACUCUUACAGGCACAUCUGCAGUGGAAAAGUCUACUGUUGCGCCAUUAUCUUCCUCCCAGUUGUCCUCAGAUGCAGCACCAGAAAUACAUUCCAGCCUCGAUCUGUUGCCACCACUUGACAUUACACCCUCUCAGGAUGCAGAGCCACCCUGCCUCAGUCCUCAGAAUACACCCAACGUCUCUACCUUCAGCUGCCAGCAAUGCCCUGAGACCUUUAGCAACUCAGCACUUCUGACUAUUCACAUGCAAAUACACAAGAGAUUUGUCAGUCAUUUGUUUUGCAAGUACUGCCGCAAAAAGUUCAUGCAUCUGAAAAGAUUGCGCAAUCACGAGCAGGUUUGUGUGAAAUCCCUAAAAGGCCCAUCUGAGUUAGAGACAAAUAAUAAAGAUUCUUUGAGAGUCCCGGUCUCAGAUAUUACAUCCGAUGCAAAUACUGCAAAACACUCUUUACCUCCCCCUGAUCUCGAUAUCCCUUUACAUUUAGAAUCCACAUUGACAAGUCCCCUUGAGAUGUCUCAGGAUCAAGUUAAUGGGAUCUUAAAAACCAAUAGUACUUCAAGGACUUAUAAAUGUUCUGUGUGUAAACGGGCUUAUGUGACCCUUUCCAGCCUAAAAAGACACGAGAAUGUACACUCAUGGCAUAGAGCCUAUCCUUGCCACUACUGCAACAAAGUUUUUGCUCUGGCUGAAUACCGCACCAAGCAUGAGAUCUGGCAUACCGGGGAACGCCGAUACCAGUGCAUUUUCUGCUUGGAGACCUUCUUGACUUAUUACAUCCUCAAGAAUCACCAGAAGACCUUUCAUGGCAUUGACCCACAGCUGGCUGUCAAUAAAAAAUCAGCAAAUGGUGGAUUCAAGAGUAGUGUCUACCCCAUAAAGCUUUACAGGCUUCUCCCAAUGAAGUUUAGAAAGAAACGUUACAAGUCAUACAGUCAGACAUACUCUGAAGGGAUCGAGAGCAAUGAUGAGUCCUACAGUGCACCUCUAGGCAGCUGUUCCCCCAACACUCUUUUUGACAGCGCGGUGCCAACAACUAAUUCAGAUGUUGUCAGUGGUCAGUCCUUAUUUUCAAUGCCGGUGACAUUCAUGGCCACUCCGAAAAUGAUGGCAUCGGAAACGCCUCGCAUCAGCUUUGACAAGCCACGCGACCAAAACUUAGGAUUUCCUGUGCCAUCUGAAACAGACCAACCCCUGAAACACCUCUCUGCUGAUUUCAGGAAACAGUCUGGAUUUGAUGGAAAAGGGUCACCGCUCUUCAGCUACAAAUUUACAGAUUCUUCAAAAGCAAUACAGAAAAACACAGGGUCCUCUUUGAUUACCCAUGGAAGUGACAGAGAUUCUCCAACAGAGAAAAACACAGAAAACAGCUCGGACAUUCUUCCAUUCCUCAACAUACCAUCCGUAUGCUCCUUCGAAGGGUUGAGCAAGCUUAGUGAACUGUCAGCAGCAGCACAAACCAUUGAGGACAUGGCUAAUCAGCUGCUGCAAGCGAGACCUGAGAGCAUAACAGCAGAUCAACCGCCUAGUGGAAAAACAGAAACGUACAUUGCUAAGCCUGCAUGUCCAGGCCCAUCAAUUGAUAACCAAGUCCUUCCCCUCUGCCAAAUAACAGUGAAAAUUGGCAACGAGGCAAUUGUUCGUCGAAAAAUAAAAGGCUCAAAGCUAUUUCCAAAGAAGAGGAAAAGGAAAAGUUGGAGACAUGAGGGCAUAGGUCACAGGAGCCCUGCAGAGGAGAGUAUUGGAAGUCCAAGUUUAAGGGUAAGGGCAGAAGUCACAACCUCAGUGACAAAAAAAGAAACAUAUGAUGACCCAAAUGAUCCUGAAUCCGACAAACUAUGGCGUCCCUAUUACACAUAUAAACCUAAAAAAAGGAGUAAGAAGCUGAAAGAAAAACGAACAAGGAUGAAACAUCUGAGAUGCUACACCAGGCCCUUGUCACCUGAAGCUAGUGAAGACUUCAGAGAAACUCCAUUCUGUCCAGAGGAGAGGAUCUCGGCAGACAACUAUGGGGUCAGAAGGGAGCCAAGGCAUAGCAGCCAAAAGGAAGCUUUCCCCUGCCACAGCUGUGAGAGCUCUUUCGCUAGCCAGACCUCCCUCAGCAUGCACAUCAUCAGCUGCCAUCAGCCACACUGCAGAAUAUGUGGUAAACAAUGUCCCCCUGAAGACACAUCCAGCACAGCUGGGCCCACUGGAGAGGAUAGUGGUGACUUUAUCUGCAAGAGCUGCACAGAGGAUGGCUCCUGUUUCAGCUCAGAUGUUACGUCCCCUAGCCUGAGCAUGGAAAAGCGCUAUAGAUGUUCUUACUGCCCACAGAGAUUCCUGUACCUUGCCACCAAGAAAAGUCAUGAGAAAAAACAUCUAGAAAAGUCAGGUAAAGGACACAGUUGCAGGUACUUCUCAAAGGUAUGUAAAUCAGCAAUGCUGUUGAGUGUGCACGAGAGCAAGCACCUCAAGGCAGAAGAUGGAGAAGAUCCAAACAUGACAUGUAAAACAAGCAGUUCGCUUUCUACAGGUAAAGAGCGCAAAGGACAGAUCAAACCUGAGCCUUGGGAAAGCAUGUAUACCAGCUCAGAGAUCAAGCCAAAGAUGGGGGAACCUAUAAACAUAGAAACCGAGGGAAAUUAUCCUACAAUCGACAGUGUCUUCAAGAAAACGUCAUUGUCAUUUCCUUAUGCAGCGGAUAGGUCUUUUAGUCACCUUUCCCCGGAAAUAAAGAGGAAGACGUCUAAGAAAAAAAGCAUUUUGGAACGUUCUAAAGGAUUUGUAUUUGAUGGGCACAGACAGGACUCUGUAAUUUGGGGACAACAGGAUUGACCCCACAACACAGGUACAACCAAUUAAAGUGCUGACUCUGUCUAAACUGUCAACUAAGAAUGCCUGUAACCAAAGGAACUUCCCAACAGCCUACAGUUGCUCAAGACAGAACAGCAUUUCUGCAAAGAGGAACCUUAUUUUCACGCCCACGACAGGAAGGAAAUGCAUCUCCUGCUGAUGUCACAUAGAAUAAUGACAUAAGUGACAGGGCAGGCCUUACAACCUAUGAAAAAUGGAGAAAAGAAAUACGCACAUGAAAGUAUGAGGAGGUUGGCAUGAUGACUUUGCAUUCAAGAGAACUUGUGAGAUGUAAAUAUAGAGUAUUUUUGGUCGUUCACAUUAAAUACUAUUGGUAGUUUUCCAUGUUUUUCUAUAAGAAGAGAAGUGGUUUUAUUUUUAUACGUUUUUAUUUGUAUAAGUCAAGUUUAUCUUCCCUAUUCCAUUGCUCAUUGUGUUGUACUCUAUGCAUCAAGUAAAGUGAACGACUAGCAGCACCUUACAGUAAAGAUAACUGCGAGUGAUUGAACUUUUAUUGUAACAUAACACCAUUACCACAUUUCAAUUUGUUCGUUGCACAAAAAUGCAUUAAUAACUCUGCUGAUUGUACUGAUAAAUGCUAAAAAUGAUUUUCCAAAAUAUAUACCAAAUGUUUUACUUUCAUUUAUAAAAUAACUUAAUUUGUGAAAUACAAUUCAUGAAAUAAAAAAAAAUACAAUAACACAAGUGUAUUUAAGUUUAUCAUAAUAUUUUAAGAUAAGAUUGUACUAAUAUAGUAAAAUGUAAUAAUGUUAGUCAAAGUUAAGGACAGAUAUGUCAAUAUUUAACACAAAUGAAAACAAGGCUACAAAAGGUCGAUGGACAGAUGCAAUAGAAUGUAUUCAUAGACUAUUUAAAAUGACUUUUUUUAUCAAGUGUGACAGAGAAUGCCAGAAAGAGAAUGAGUGAAACAGAGCCCAGAGCUCCUUUUCCUCCUGAAACUGCAGACUUGUAAGAGGGAAGUCUGUUUAUUCAUUCAGAUAGUCUCUCUCACUAUGUCUUUGGGCCUCCAUGCCGAACCAUCUGAGAAGCUCAUUCCAGUUUCUCUGUCGGUCCUCCACACAAUGCCGCAUUCACUGUGUCCUGUCUGGGCCCACGUGACACCAGUGCCAGAUGUUCUGAACUGUCCACCACCGUCAACUCCACUCUCUGGAGAUAUGCUGGUAGCAGGUUUGUGCCCAAAACCGAAAGCCUAUCGGCGUGUCCGUGAAGGUUUUCACUCAUUCCAGGUCUUCGGGGAAUGUCUGGUACUUCAUUCAUCUGUACCUGGACUUUGUUUCACAUUUUUCAAAAACUCCACCAGACAGCCAAUCAGCUACUUAACUGUUUUACAUGCUGAAUCCAUCGGAAAACAUGUGCCGAUCUUCUCAGAUUUCAGGGAGCAAUUGUAAUAUUA
Puntigrus tetrazona (Sumatra barb) is the source of this 7744-nucleotide messenger RNA. It is a transcript of the gene zbtb38, whose product is annotated as zinc finger and BTB domain containing 38. The transcript has 3 exons. Gene Ontology annotation, biological process: negative regulation of transcription by RNA polymerase II; regulation of immune system process; regulation of cytokine production. Gene Ontology annotation, molecular function: protein binding. Lineage: Eukaryota; Metazoa; Chordata; Actinopteri; Cypriniformes; Cyprinidae. The record is from RefSeq and is a predicted model, not a curated record. Bases 2617 to 6312 code for a protein of 1231 amino acids.